AGGAUGUAAAGUGUUGAGGAAAUAUCUGUUCAAUAGCUUUGCAACUUCUCCGAAAUGCUGGCUUCCAGAAUGGCUGGGACGAUGCGCGUGCUUUUAAUCGCUCUCUUGUUUGCAGAGGUACGUGCAGAGGCAACCACAACGUCAACCUCUGACCUUAACCCUAACCCUAAUACCACCACAGCAUUAACAAUAAAGGACCCCACUACAGGCUUUACAAAUGGGUCUACAACCACCGCAGAUACAAUAAAGAGCGUUACCGCUACAACCUCCAACCAGUCCCUGACAGAAACAAGCAAAUCCCAAGACAAUUCAACCAAGACCACUCUUGGAGUUCAAACAGCAUUACCAGACAAAUCCAACACAACCUUGGGUUCAUCCACCGCUUCUCCAUCAGCCUCCACCCCACUGAAACCGGACUCCUCCACCGUGUCUGUGAAUAACCACACCAGCCAUCCUGUCAAUGAGACUGUCAGCGUUCCGCUGAAAACAACCACUGUUUCAGUGCAGGCCCCUUUGCUCACUACAAAUACCACCAAUAAGAUUAACAGUACUGACCUAACACCUCUGGGUUCCAUCAAUGACCUGCCCAGGAGCCCGGGCCUGGUGGCUGUGCUGUGUAUCUUUGCUAUUGUGCUCAUCCUGGUCAUUGUGGUUGUCAUAGUAAAGGCCUGCAAUUCUGGGAAAGCAGAGUUCAAGAGACUGGAGGAUGUGCCCAUGAAUCGGGUAAACGAAGAGUCGCCAUUUGCUCAGUACCCACCCAAGUGAUAUUCAAGAAGAUGCUUUGAAUUGUAUUCAAUUAUAUGAAUGGCGUGGUGUUGGGUUAGGGGGUAGGGUUGUUUUAAUUGUAUUGUAAAACAUGUUUAUGAAAUCCCCUUGGGUCAAUAUGAAGAUUUUUGCUAAUUGUUAAAUCUGUUUAGCACUGUCUCCUCUGUGUCUGAAUGAAUUUCAGAAUUUUUAAAUAAAACUUGCCACAUCACUCCUAGUUUAUAUCAGUUCGGGUUUAUAUCUUUCUAUGCAUUUUACUUUUAUUUUGGUAGAAAACAUUGUUGGUGUUCAAUUAAGGUGGAUGGGGGCUUUAAUUUAGUUAAUUUUAGUUAUUCUUAAUGUUAUGUUAUUUAUUAGUAAAGUCGGGAUAUCUUCA
This is a messenger RNA of Polyodon spathula (Mississippi paddlefish), 1141 nucleotides long. RefSeq lists its product as uncharacterized. The transcript has 4 exons. The record is from RefSeq and is a predicted model, not a curated record. Bases 55 to 765 code for a protein of 236 amino acids. NCBI's taxonomy places the organism in Eukaryota, Metazoa, Chordata, Actinopteri, Acipenseriformes, Polyodontidae.